Molecule: messenger RNA, 1903 nt
Organism: Effrenium voratum
Lineage: Eukaryota; Dinophyceae; Suessiales; Symbiodiniaceae
Source: the annotation of a GenBank genome assembly
GUGCAGCCAAAACAUGCUGCACACGAUGGCCAUGUCAUGCACGCAUCCGGGACUUUUCGGUUCCUCCUGUGCUUGCUCAGCGCUUUUGGGCUCGGACACGGGCAGGUGGCUGAGAAUCGGCAAUGGCGGCUCGUCAACGCCGAGCCGCUGGUGGGCUUCUGGUCUGUGGUGGAGGUGGAGUUCCAUUCGACCGGAAGCUGCAAUGAGCAGGUGGAGGGCGCCCCCAUCGCGUCAGGAUCUGUGAUGAUCAGCCUGUCCGGGAGCCACUUUGUGAGCAAGGCGGCGGACGGCAACGCUACCCCGGUGCUGGAGGCGGGCUGGUGGUCGGACUGCGGCUAUGUCCUCGGAAGCAUGACAGACUUUGGGGGUGGCUGUGCUGCGGGGGAGGCGUGGAUCGGCCUGGACAGCGGGUUCACCACCUUUGAGGUGAAGUGCGUGCGUUUGGUGCAGCCCCUGGAGGAGAACCACUCGGCGUCCAGCAUAGGCCUCGACCGGUGGGAUGGCGCUACCUGGGUGCGGGUGAAGACCUUUCUGAACACCGGAGGUGUGGAGGCAGCGGGGCGCUUUCUGGACCUCACGGUGGACGAGAACUCCAAGUGGCGGCUGAGGCCUUUGAAGAGCCAGGUGGCAGCCUGGGUGGAUGCGCCCUGGAGUGUUCAGGAGUGGCAGCUCUUCCCGGACGUGGAGUGCAGCGGCUCGCCACUGACCGCACGCUUUGUGGGCGCCAGCUUCCAAGGCAACGGCAGCGCCUGGGACGGCGCCAACCCGCCGUCGCGGGCGCAGGAUGGUCUCCUGGACACCGGCUGGGCGUCGUAUUGCACAGGCGCAGACGUGUCCGGCUGUGAGGAGGGCACCUGGCUGGAGGCCCAGCUGCACACCGCCGCAGUUGUGCGGUGCAUGAGGCUACUGCAGGGCGACGCCUUCGCCCCAGCCGUGCAGCUGCAGGCGGGCAGCGGCCUCGCCUUCGCCAACGCCAGCCUCUUCUACGAGCUGUCGCCCGGGAGCUGGCAGCACCUGGCGCGCUUCAGCGCGGCGGCUGCGGCGCCGGGGGAGUUGUGGCGGCUGGUGCCUGUAGGCGAGGCGCCGAGCGCUUGGCGCGUGGCGGAGCUGGAGAUGUACACCAACGCGAGCUGCGAGUCGUCGUCCCAGAUUCUGUCGACCGCCUUCGGUCCUGGUAGCCUGGUGACCUCUUCCGUCAGCUUGGCCGCGGACGGGCAAGUGGCCACCGAGUGGCAGGCAGCGGGCCCUACGGUGUCCAGCUGGCAGGGCCGCUAUGAGGGCGACAGCUCUACCAGCCACAGCCUGGGCUGGCCCUGGUUGGGGCUCAGCACCGGCCUCGCGGCUGAAGCGCCGCUGUGCCUACGCUUCUUGCAGGGCAACAGCAGCCAGAGCUCCGCCAACGACGCCGUGCUGCAGCGUUGGAACGGCACCGUAUGGCUGGACUUCGAGGACGGCCUCGGCCUCGCGCCCUACUUCCGGGACUUGGCGGAAGGCCUGUGGUACAACCCCAUCUUCUGGCUGCGCAUGCCCUUGUUGGACCGCAUGCAGUGGCGACUCCGAGCGUCGGACAUCAUGCUGAACCACUGGGCGGUCAAGGAGCUGCACUUUUACGAGUACAUCGACUGCUACAACGAGGUGACCGGGCUCCAGCUGGCUGCCGGGCAGGAUCCCUUCGUGCCCUCGCGCCCCGCCAGCUGGGCCUUUGAUCGGGACAUGCUCACGGACUGGUGGUCGGCCUGUUCCGAGUGCCUCGCCGGUGCGGCGUGGCUGGGAGUAGCGCUGCCGGCGCCGCAGAACGUGAGGUGCUUCCAGCUGUUUCAGUCGAGCAUGCCGCCCAACAGCGUGACCACUCCCUGGUUCUCUGGGUCCGUGAGCCUCGAGAAGUGGAACGGCAACCGCUGGG